Serpula lacrymans var. lacrymans S7.9 is the source of this 641-nucleotide messenger RNA. RefSeq lists its product as uncharacterized. The record is from RefSeq and is a predicted model, not a curated record. Lineage: Eukaryota; Fungi; Basidiomycota; Agaricomycetes; Boletales; Serpulaceae. Bases 63 to 623 code for a protein of 186 amino acids. The transcript is spliced from 2 exons.
CGUCUACGGAUACAGGGACACUGCAAGCGAACUCCAUUCUGAAAAAUCUGCAAGUCUUGCAAAUGCAGCUAAAGUCUGAUAUGCCUGAGGUCCUGACAAAAUUAGACACCAUACAAACGACCUUUUCAGCGUUCGAAACGGCCGCGACGAAAACAACUCUGAGUAAUGUACAACCUCAAGAUAAUAUUCCAGCUGAGAAAAAGCUCGCGCAAGAACCAUUGGUCGAUCUAUCUGGCAUACAUGCGAGGCUUGAAGAAUUGGUGGCUCUUGUCAGCUCAUCUAAGGAUAUAUUAGCUGUUGCUAAAAACGAUACUGAUCCAGCGGACAAAGCUGCUGAGAGACCUGUUCAAAAAAAUGAUGAACUGUCUGCUGACAAGUUGCAGGAGAUUUUGGCAUAUCUAAGUGCAGAUGAAGCUCAGCGAAAAAUGCAGCUCGAACAACAAGCCGACAGUGUCCGGUACCUGAAUGAGCUCAAUUCCGUGAAUAGCCCUUUCUUGUGCCCAACUUGUUCUCACUCAUGCUCAAAAUAUGAUUUAAUUAGUGGCUCGAUGCUUUCGUUAACAAUGGCACGUCACAAAUACAAACCAUUUCGAAUACUGUCGAACAGCUUUGUCGAAGGCUAGGUUGUAAUCCGAAUGCUG